UUUGUACAUCGUGAUUAAAAAUAGCAGACAGUUCGUAUUCCGCUCUCAGCAACUGAGGUACUGACUGACAAAGGAAUUUAGUGCAUUUACAUGGAAUAUAUAUAAAUUUUCUAUUUUUAUAAGCUAUAACUUUGGAUAUUAUAUUAUUUUCACAAUGCCAGCGAAUUUAUUCACAGAGACUUUACCCGUUAACACUAAUUUGGAGGAACAACGGGCACUGCACUUAGCUUUUGAGCUUUCGAUGCUUGGAUUAGAUGAAGAUAAUAACAGUUCUAAUAUGAACGACUUAAGUGAAAGUGCUGCUGAGCUUCUGAAGAAAAACAACGGCGCAAAUACAACGGAAUGUGUUCCAGUUCCAAGUUCAGAACAUGUCGCAGAAAUAGUUGGGAGACAAGGUUGCAAGAUUAAAGCAUUAAGGGCCAAGACAAACACCUACAUUAAGACACCAGUCCGUGGAGAGGAACCAGUAUUUGUUGUCACUGGGAGGAAAGAAGAUGUCAACCUGGCCAAAAGGGAGAUUCUGUCAGCAGCUGAGCACUUCAGCCAGAUUAGAGCAUCUCGGAGGAAUAGUAGUGUUUCCAGCAAUGGACCCCCUAGUCCCAGUGCUCCAGGACAAGUGACCAUUCAGGUUAGAGUACCUUACAAAGUGGUUGGUCUUGUAGUUGGACCAAAAGGUGCUACAAUUAAAAGAAUUCAGCAGCAGACCCACACUUAUAUUGUCACACCUAGUCGAGACAAAGAACCUGUUUUCGAGGUAACUGGUCUUGCAGAGAAUGUAGAUAAGGCCAAGAUUGAAAUAGAAAGUCACAUAGCAAUCCGUACUGGAGGUCAGAUCGAGGGCCAAGAAGAUGACUUCCACAACAAUGGAAUAGACUCUGGUUUUCAGGAAAUGAAUGGCAACAAUUUUCUAGCAUUCAAAUCCAUGAAUGGAUUCAAUUCCUUCACCGACUAUCAGAACACUCUCAAUGGAAGUAAGCUUAUGUCACAAUCUUCAGUAUUCAAUUUUCCACCAGUCUCAAAGAUUACAGAUUUUGCACCUCUUACAAUGAACACUGGUUUCACUAAUGGUUUCGGUAUGUAUGACAACGAUGAAGGUUUUGGAGGGUCACCACAGUUUGACCAAAUGCCACCCUCAAACUCCAUUUGGCCCGAUUCUCUCACAGGACUUGGAGGAUCCUCUUUCCAACGUCGCUGUAGUAGUUUGGGUAGUGCAGCAUCACAACACAGUCUAUCACCACCACUUACAGAUUCCAACAGCCAAUCCAGUGGUCAGAAUUCACCACCAGUCUCCGAUCUAGUCCGUCAUAUGAGUGGUGAUUUCAUUCCCUCGUCAACCACCACUGUUUCAACUGCUUUUGGAAACAUCACAACUACUGCAAGCUAUGCUCCAAGUUCAUGCGAUCAAGAUAUGAUGUCCAGUGACAGCAUUAGUGCGUCGAUCAUCAACAGUGUUGUGGAUUCACCAAAAAUGAUCGGAGGAAUAUCCUGUCCUGUUAAAGUUCCAACACUGAAUGGACGACAGUGUUUAAUGUGUUCAGAAAGUAACAUUGUUGCAGCUCUUGUACCAUGUGGACAUAAUCUGUUUUGUAUGGAGUGUGCGAGUUUGAUUGUGGAAAAGCCCGUUAUGGACCGUCUUUGUCCAGUUUGUCUCCAAACACCAACUCAGGCUAUCCGAAUACUUUCAUAACAGAUUCAGGACUUGUCAUUUAUCAUUUCAUCCAGACUUUCCUGCAUUCAACAAUCGGCCUCUAUAUGAGAUUAAGUUAUUAUAUAUGACAUGGAUAUUAUUAUUAUUUAUGAUAGGUACGGUACAUAGUUUACAUACCAAUUUGUGCAUUUAUUGUCUCCUCAGGUGUUACAAAUGUCAAUUAAAUCAUGUCAUCAUUCAUCUAUCAUUAUAACUUGAAAUUCACUUAAAAAAGGGGGAGGGGAUAAUAUCAAAAAAUGAACAUGGUCUUGUUUAGCUUCAAUCCCAAGGAAAAGCAUGGUGUUUCCUGACCAGAUUCUUUUAGUUCAAAAGUUGCAGCUAAAACCAAAGUUUUGAUUAAGUAUCAUCAUUUUAUGUUGAAUCCAUGGUUCAUGUAUUGACAUUUAUAGCACAAGAUGGUGAUAGCAUUGUUUAUUUUUUUUAUGUUGAAAUAUUAUUUUUGUACCAGUUUGGCCAAAUGAACAAUUAUUAUUUUAUUCUUGUGUUAAUAUAUUGUAGUUUAGUUUUUUUUGUUAACUUUAAGAUAUUUUUGUUGUAUUUAUUCCUGAAGAAAGGAACUCGUAAUUCGUUACAAGACUGUUAAAUGCUCAAUUCGUUAGUGCUUUUGUUUUUAUUUUGGGACGCAGGUUGUGAAAACAUGCAGCAUUUAAAACAAAGAUUUUAAGAAAGAGUGUUUACCUUUUUUUAGGAGUGAAAUAAAAUUGUUUUUGUUUUUUUAGUUUUUUUGCAUUUUUGGUUCUUAUAAAUUCAUGUAUAUGAAAUGUAGUUAAUAAUUGACUUCAAAUUCAAAUGAUUAUUCAAAUUUUAUCAAAAUAUAUGUAAUUUAGUGCAUAUAGCUUUAUUGUUGCAGAUGAAGGAAGGGUAUUGAUUUGACUGCUAACAAUUUUAUUUGGUUUAACUUUUUAUUUAUUAAGGCAUAAUGUUAAAAAGAAUCUUUCAUGUUUUGGUGCAAUUUUGUUUGUUGAUUGUCUCAUUAAAUGUUUAUAUUGUAUAUACAUAAUAUAUAUUAUUAAGAGUUAUAUAAAGCAUUUAUUUUCAUAGACAGAGCUGGAAGAGAUCUGCAUUUUAUUAACAGUUGCAAAGUAGUAUUGAUUUUUUUAUGAUCACAUUUUCCCCCUCUUAACUUCUUGGUACAUGGUAAAUUUUGUUCUAGAUUUUUUUUUGUGGUCACAUUUUUCCCUUCUAACUUCUUGAUACAUAGUAAAUUUUAAAACAGAAAUUUGAGUACAAAAACAUUUUUUUUUUUUUAGUUGAAUAUAAUUGUGAAUGCCAAAAACUAUUCUUUGGGUACUUCAAUGUUUUAUUGAGUUGUUUAAUCUACUUGCACUGUAUCAAUUAUACAUUUUUAUUUUAUAAAUCCUUAUAAAUCAUUUCAUUUGCAUCAGAUAUAUAUGUGAACUGUUCAUUUAGGGAAGAAGUUAUUCCAUUUUUAUGUAAAAGUUUGCAGAAGAAAGACCAAAGCCAACUGGAAACAGUUCAGGGUUGUAUUUUUCCAUUCCAUAUGGUUGAGUUUUUAUUUUGUUACUUGUUUUUAAGAUAUUUUAUCUUUCAUAAUCCAAAAUAUAAAUCUGCUUUUUAUCAUUACACAAAUUUUCUUUUUUUUUUUACAUUUCUAGAGAGAUUGUCUCCCCUUAUCACUUAAAAACUAUAAAAUCUAUGCAGUAAAACACAAAAUUGUUUAUUCAGUCAUUCAGAUACAUUUUCUCAUUGUAUCACAUUUUCAUGAAGAAUCCUAACAUAAUUUCAUUGUAAACAUUUUGAUUUUGUCAUUCAUAGAAGAUUUUUCAGAUCAAAUACUGUAGAGUGGAUCAUUUUCCCCUCAUUAUUCACUUCUUUUGAGUCUAAAUGUUUGACAAUUCUAUUUCUGUAUUUGAAGUCCUCAAUUCUGAUUUUCCUUAAAGACCAAGUUAACAUGCAUGAAGGUACAUGUACAUGUAUAUAAUUCUAGUAAAUAUAAUAACCAUGAAAAUUUUCCACUCUACAGUAACAUUUUAUGUACACGUACUUAAUCAAAUGGCUGUGGCCUACUGCUUUUGCAGACUUAAAUAUUCAAAGAUACUGAGAAAAAUUCAUCUGAUACAUGUAUAUGUAACCAUUAUAUUUAUACCAUUUUUGUUCAGCUUCAACUCAUCUCACAGUAUUUAUUAUAUGGUCCACUUAAUUUCAUCAUAACAAGAUAUGCAAUAAAUGCCCAUUUAUUAUUGGGUUAUUUUCUCACUUGAAUGUUUUCAGAUAAUCACAAUAUUAUUUUUGUUUUAAAUUAUAUUUUAAUCCCACUGUCAAAAGUAUUUUAUAGUACUUGAAAAAUAAAAGAAAGAUUUUAUUCUAUAUUAUUAUAUAACAAUUUUUGCACAAUAUUUUCUGUAGUACAGAAGGGUGUGUGGAUAUGUGGAUCAUUUCAGUUUAGAUUUUCAUUUUUAUAGAACCUAUUCCGAUGAAGAUAUGCAGUUAUUAUGGUUGUAUUGUAAACUUGUUACUUUUGUACAUUAAACUUAUGCAAAGGUAUUCAGCCAUUUUGUCCUUGAUGGAAACUUUUCUUUUAUAAGCUAACGUUUUUCAGUUCGGUUCAAAUUUUUACAUUUUCUUUGCCAAAAUGUUUGCUCCUAAGAACUUACAACAAUAAAGUAGUGCUUUAAAUGUAUUCAAGCAUCGAACAAGUUAGCAUUUUGUUAAAUUUUUCGUAAAGAUUUAUAUAGAAUGAUCUUCCUGACAAACCAAUAUUAUAACACUGUGAUAUAUGUUUAGCUUAUUAGCUAUGUUUACACCAGAAAUUCUGAUCAGUAAUCAGUAAAUUUAUUCUUCUGCCUAAUUACAAACUUAUAAAUGGCUCAACAAGAAUGAAAUAAAUUGCUAUGUUUUAAUUUUUCAAAUAGCAAAGUAAUUUAGAAUUGAAAUUUACAAGAGGCAGGACAAUUUGUUAUAAAUCCAGCUGCAUCUUUUUUCUGUGGAAAAGGAUGUUUGGAAUUGCAAGAUCUAUUUGACAGCUGCAUAUUCCUCUUUUUGAAAGAGCUUUUUCGUUUUAAGGAAGAGUUUUUCACGAUUUGAUCUGAUUAGAUUUUCUGGUGUGUAUGUUGUGUAGAAUCAAAUGGCUAUAUGUUGGACAAAUUUUUUACAUUUAUAUUUUAUACUAGGCUUUGCUCGUUGUGAAAGAUAAGUCGUGCCAGGGAACGUGGUUAGUGAUAUUCUAGUCUGUGUUGUAUAUAGAGCUUGUAUAUUUCAAUUUCAAUACUUCUAUGCAUUCUUUUUCUUUCUGAGUAAAUUUUGUCUGCUAGCAGAGCUAGUGUAUCUUUUUUCUAAGGAUUAUGGACUUUAAAUAAUGCUGCCUAUUCAUAAACAAGAUAAAACUAAAUUUUAUAGCUGCUAUAAGACUUCAAAAGAACAAAAUGAAACUAAAUUUAGCUACAAAAGGCUUCAAACAUUUUAAUAUUUUGCAAUAUUUGGCAAUACCAAGAACUAGCCAACAGAUACGGACUAUGUAUUUAUGAAAUACAUGAUAAAUUUAUCCAGGUUAAACAUUUUGUUUAAAUUGACAAAGUAAUCUGAUGCAGAGAAACAUCAAAGUUCAUAAUUCUUCUAUUACCAAAGGUUGUAUAUAUAUUUCCCCUUUUUACUAUCCUUUUAGAUUUAGUUUUAUAUAUGAAAUACAUGUACUUGUAUUGAGUGAGAUUUAAGUACAUGUAUCCCUGGCAUGGCAAAUAUCUAUGAAAUGAUCCAGUAUAUUUGUGUUAACUGUUUUUGAGGUAUAAUAUAUAUAUUAUUUUGUAUAUUUGAAAGUUAUUGCGAGAGAUGAGCAGAAGUGAUGCAUAAGAUGAUAGUUUAGUAUUUUCUAUUUUAUUAUAUUAACUUACAUUUAAAUUUGUCCCAAAAUAUUGAGUGUUGUAAGAAUGUGUUCAAAUUAAGCAAAUACAAAGAAACUGUUUAUGAAGUAUAUUUUAUUUUAAAGGGCACGAUAAGAGUAACUGCCUAUGUAUACUUAUUAUAUUUCAUGAAUAUCAAAGAAUUAUAAAUUGUAAAAGUUUUAUUUUUCUGCUAAUAAAAUUAUAAACUACAA
Molecule: messenger RNA, 5759 nt
Organism: Mytilus trossulus (common blue mussel)
Lineage: Eukaryota; Metazoa; Mollusca; Bivalvia; Mytilida; Mytilidae
Product: RNA-binding protein MEX3B-like
Exons: 2
Coding region: 155-1687 (510 amino acids)
Molecular function (GO): RNA binding
Source: RefSeq, a predicted model, not a curated record